Molecule: messenger RNA, 1284 nt
Organism: Cladocopium goreaui
Lineage: Eukaryota; Dinophyceae; Suessiales; Symbiodiniaceae
Source: the annotation of a GenBank genome assembly
UGCAACCUUCCCCAUCUCCCAGCCGGCCUUCGGCAAGUUGCAAUGGAUGAGGUGCCAGCGACCUCUGAUUCCACAGAGAUGGGUCCAAGUUCAAGUUGUCGCAGCGAUGCCGAGGUGCCUUUCCGGAGGAAAGAACCUGCAGAGCCUUUGAUGCAGGCGACCAAGAGCUUGAAGCCCAAGGCCACCACCAAAGUCACCCGAAAGAUUCGCGGCUGUGACAUACAACGCCUUUGGUCGGAACAGAGCAAGAUUCGAGAGCAGAUUGAAGCUGGUCGGCCAUACCAGGUUCAAGGUCUUUUGCAGAUGGAGUGGCAGUUGAGCAAGUUCAUGGCGGAACUUGAGGCGAAGCACGCCAAUGCCGAGUCGGUGAUCUUGGAUUUGGCCAAGGAGCUGGUGCGAACGGCUCAAGAGGUGGAGAACAUCAAUUGCCAAGGGGCAUCGGUCGAAGAGCGUUUGGAACAGCUUGAAUUGAAGAUGCGUCAGAGUGCACCAAGCUUUACGCUGGAGGAUUCCCCACGGAAAGCGGAUGUGGAUGACCUCUUCCAUUUGGACCUUGCCACGGCAGGUCGUCGUUCACCUUCCGAAGUGGCCAGCCGUCCGAGAGGGCGCAGGGAAGUUGCCACGUGGAGCGGCUAUGAAGCUCCAGGUGAGCUCAUCAGCAAAGCGCAAGAGAAAUUGACUGCAAGGCCUCAGACCUUGCCUCUCGUGACAAGUCAGGUACACCAGGGCAGCGUCGAUCACCGGAAAUUGUUCGAAUCAGCAGCAUCGAAAGCCAUCGCAGACGCCUUCAACGAGGCCUCGGUACAGCUACGUGCGCUAAGUAGCGAACUGAUGUCCUCCAUGCAGAAGGCCACAACCCUCGACAUCGAAGCCAAAAAGAAGGACUUGAACAGCGAGCUGCAGAUGGCCCUGGAGUCGCUCCGCGCCGUGGCUCCCGCCACGGCGGCGGCGCCUGCGGCCGUGCAGCUGGAGCCGCUGGAGCAACCUGAAGCUGGUCAGGCAGCAGGCUUGACCAUGCCAUCAAAUCAGAUUGCUGCCACCACUACAGUCACUACAGGGGAGAACUUCUGUGGUUCAAGCACUGCAGGGCAGGAGUCUCCUAAGACCAGAGUUGCAAAGCGACGGCCCAGUCAGAGGAUCCUGGGAGCGUUGGCUUGUUUUGGGGUUGUACGCUCUGCUGAAGAUGAUCGCUGAAUUCUCCGGCACCAAAUUUGCUGCCGCAUGCAGCAACCAAUCUGUAGGAUUUUGGAUGAGAUGGACUUACAAGGGUUGCGUGACAAUGCC